AUGAAGAAACAAUUGUUGCUAAUCUGUUUAAUUGGUUUAAUUCUUGCUGUUACCUAUCAACAUGCAGUUGAAGCCAGAAGAAAAAUCAACAAACCACUUGACAAGUUGAUCAAGUCUAUCAUUAGAGUUAUUGAAGAGGAAGAAAGCAUGUCUGAUUCUUACAUUCUUCCAUCCAUUGCUGUUGCUGAUACUGCCAAAGCACUUGUUGGUCGUUGUGUCAAUAUCAUUAAGGGAUCUACUGAAAAUGGAAAGCCAUGUUUCAGAACACCUUUCGAAUUUGCAGCUGAAGCUUACAAACUUGUUGGAAAGUCAAAUCUUCCACUUGAUGAAGAUGGUUACUAUGAAAGUUCAAGUGUUAAAAAGGUACCAAGAUAUGGUGAUUUCAAUUAUGGUGAUGUUCUUGUUACUAAUGGUGGAAAUACUGUUGGUAUUUAUGUUGGAGAUGGAAAGAUUGUUUAUGCAAUUAAGGUUAAUUUUGUUACCAAGGUUGAAAUGACAACAAUUUCUGGAUUCACUUCAAAGAGAGGUUUACCUACUGCUUUUGAAGUUGUUUAA
Molecule: messenger RNA, 555 nt
Organism: Naegleria gruberi
Lineage: Eukaryota; Heterolobosea; Eutetramitea; Acrasida; Naegleriidae
Exons: 1
Coding region: 1-555 (184 amino acids)
Source: RefSeq, a predicted model, not a curated record